This is a messenger RNA of Xiphophorus hellerii (green swordtail), 6188 nucleotides long. It is a transcript of the gene cers1, whose product is annotated as ceramide synthase 1. The transcript has 7 exons. Lineage: Eukaryota; Metazoa; Chordata; Actinopteri; Cyprinodontiformes; Poeciliidae. The record is from RefSeq and is a predicted model, not a curated record. Gene Ontology annotation, cellular component: membrane. Gene Ontology annotation, biological process: ceramide biosynthetic process. Gene Ontology annotation, molecular function: sphingosine N-acyltransferase activity. The coding region runs from base 1041 to 2126 and encodes 361 amino acids.
UCCUACAGAGGACCGCAAAUGGCCCCCGGGCCACACUUUGGACACCUCUGUAGUAUGUGGCGCUGUAAGCGGGUUUCUCUGCGCUGUCACUUUAAACCAUCCUUUCGGUUCCUCGGUGGUCUAAGUAGAGAGUUCAUAAAGAAGAUAGCGGGCCAGUAAUACGUCACGCCCUUACGCUAGUUUUUUUUUUUUUUUUUGUCAUAAACGCAGCUGAGCCAUAAACGCAGACUGUCCUCCUUUCUUUGAACGCACCAGUUGAUCUCCGCUGUGGACCUGAGAGCGCCUCGUCAAAAAAAACGCAGCGUCGGACACGUUGACCAGCGCCGCAGAAAGAGAAGAAGAAGGAGAAGAAGAAGAAACGACGCAUGCCUUCAUAUACCGGGUUAUAUGUCAGUCUGAUUCUAUUUUCGCCGGAAUAACUUGUCCGUGCCUCCGAGCGGCCGCGCUCCCUCAUGAAGCGGCUCAGGAUCGUUAUAUAAGGCGGAUAGCGGUCCGAGAUGAGAGCGCGUCUCUGACAGCGGCAACAAUAGUCUGGCCGGGCUGCGUGUUCCCGUGUCUGCGCUCGGUUUAAAGGUUAACUCAUUAACGGUCCCGCUAACAGCGGGGAAGCUGCUCCCUCCACUGCGCUGUCCGUUUGAUUUAUUGUAAGCUAGGCGGCUAACCUGCCGCAGAUGAGCAGUGUGCGUAGCGGAAUGAUGAGCGGGACGAACCACCAAUUUGCCGCAGAUGAGUCAGAUUAACGCCAAGAAACCCUUCCUGUAAUUUGACGUGGAUUUUAAUUUCUAUUUAAAAUCGAAUCACCGCCUUUGGUUUGAUCUGGCCCCGAAGAUUUUUUUCUCCAUACAAGAGCAAAGAAUGGGCCCAUGUCUUAAUUUGGGAGACAAAAAAUUAGGCGCCUAAAGAGGGGAUAAGCCUGUUAGAUAAGCUUGCUCUGGGUGCUUUAUUGAGCCAACGAGCCUGGUGAGCGGUCAGUCUGGACUCCCUCUGCUCCUCUGCUGGAGGCACCUCUCCCGGUUUUUACCCUCUCUGUCGUCACAGCGAUGGGCAGCGCUGGGCCGGUGGAAGUCGAGCCCAUGCCGGGCUACUGGGAGCUCAUCACCAGAGGCUCCAGCGCCAUGCUGGGCGCAUGGAGGGACUGUAGCCACUGCGGGCUGGAGUUCUCCAAACGGACCCUCUUGGAUAACGCAUACAUCACCUGGACCGAAAUCGCCCUCUUUUUCUUUUGCGCCUUUUUGUGGACGAUAAUCAGGAAGAGACUGACAGAAAGUCUGUUUAAGCCUCUUGCACAGUGGUGCAGGCUGAUGCCCAAAGAUGCUGCCAAGAUGCCAGAGAGUGCGUGGAAGCUGGUCUUCUACACCAUGUCAUGGUCCUACAGCACCUACCUGCUCUUCUUCUCCUCCUACUCCUUCUUCAACAACCCACCAUCCGUCUUCUCCAACUGGAAGAGUGGUAUGACAGUGCCUACAGACAUCGCCAUAGCCUACCUGAUCCAGGGCAGCUUCUACGGCCACUCCAUCUACGCCACCGUCAACAUGGACACAUGGAGGAAGGACUCUGCUGUCAUGGUGGUGCAUCACAUCAUCACCCUGGCUCUCAUUAGCUUCUCCUACGCCUUCAGGUACCACAACGUGGGCAUCCUGGUGUUGUUCCUGCACGACAUCAACGACGUUCUGCUGGAGUUCACCAAGCUCAACGUCUACCUGAAGGCCAGAGGAGGCGGCUACCACCUGCUCAACGACGUUCUGUCCAACAUGGGCUCCGUCAGCUUCAGCGUCACUUGGUUCUGGUUCCGACUCUAUUGGUUCCCUCUUAAAGUGCUGUACGCCACAUGUGUGUCCAGCAUCCAGUCGGUCAAUAACAUCCCCUUCUACUUCUUCUUCAACGCCCUGCUCUUCGCCCUGCUGCUCAUGAAUAUCUACUGGUUCCUGUUUAUUGUGAUUUUCGUGGUGAAGCUGCUGAAGGUGAAGGAGGUGAACGACGUCAGGGAGUACGAAGACGAGGACGCCAGGAAGGCAGCAGAGGAGCUGCUAAAAGACGCAGAAAACAAUGAUGAUGAUGCUGGACAUCACAACUCAGCCCAGAGGAAGUACGUACAGAACGGAGUUACCAAGGACAAGCAUCUAUAACAGGCUCUCCGGUGCCCCCUCCUGGCUCUGGACUGCACCUGCAGGCCCUCCUCGGACAGCAGAGGUUCAAAACGUGACCGGACGGGAAAGAGCAUCACAACCACAAAACAAAAGAAAGAAACAAGAAGUAGAGAAGGGAAAGUUAGGAUACAAUCAGUUUAUAUUUUGUAUUUGUUUUAGAGCAUUUUGUUUUCAGGUUUAUUUUGUUAGAGCACUGUGAAUGUCAUUUCAGCUGACUUCCUCUCUUGCUGUUGUUGGAUUAACAUUUGAUAGAUCUAGACCUUCUUGAGGGAGGGAUGAGGAUAGGAGCCAGUUUAGAUCUGUUCUCAUGUCUUCGAAUAACCUGUAGGAACCAAGGGAACAAGCAAGAGGUUGGGGUAAUUUGUUUAGUCGUUCUUCCCUCUCCACUUCUUUAACUUCCAUCCAUCCGCUCCGACUUAUUGUAUGAGAAGAAAUGAGGGAUUAUCGCUGCUAAUCCUUCAUCUGCUUCCCAGUUUCCUACAUCCAUUCAUUUAAACUGAGAGGCCAGAGGCAGCGUUUGCAUAUUUUAGGACGCCAAGAUCCCGCAACUUUUAAAGUAACAGGAAUAAUUUAUUUCAUGAGACUUCUGACCCACAUGAACUUUGAAUAUUCCCUUGGAUUCCUCUCCAGAAAGCGCUCCUUUUCCUUUUUUUGUGCUGUUUUGUCUCUGUAUAGGCUACAUAGCAUCCGUUGCUGCACUGACAUGAAGGCGUACAAGCUCACUGCUGGUUUAAUGACAGCAAACAGCUAGAAUUGAUUGACUAGGUCUUUAUCGCAAUUUGAUUUGCUUACGAAAGAGAUUUCUAAUAUUGUUAAAUGAUAUUCAAUGUGUUCAGGUGACGGACGGUGGUGGAAAAUCAAAAACAAUGUAUGCACUCACGCUACUAUUCAGGAAUGCAUGAAGUCAGAAUGAUUUUUGGAAAUGUGUGACGUAUUUUUCACAAAUCUUUUAGGUAUAUCACCGAUAACUAAAACUGCUCCUAGAAGUGACUGAAGUCCUAACAUGCAAGUCAGUAUUUUACACCUUCUCCCAGCGGCACCUAAACGCAUCUUCUAGACAAAUGUGAUCAAACUAUACACUGGAGAAAAUAAGCGUUGUCAGUGUUCUCAGUAAAUGUAUUUCUAAUGGUGUUGUUAGCAUGUAAUUCACAUCGGAUUUCAGUAACAACCCAACUAAUCCACACUUACAGAGAAAUAAACAGAUAUUAAUCUGCUAAUUAGGUUAUGUGCGAUAAAGUGGAGAGACACAAGAAAAAAAAGAAGUGUAAAAAUGCUGAAAUCUGUUAGUAUUUAGAAAAUCUGUUGCUCGAGGUUUAGUCGUAAUUUAUGGCCUCUAAAAAUGUUUCAAAUGUUUGUUGAAAGGUCUCUGCAGUCGUUUUACAGCAAAUUAUACGGAUGACAUUUGUUAUAAACAAGAGAGAAUAUCUCACCAGAACCUUUAGGAUUUUAACUAGUUUGAAAGAAUGGAUCAAAACCAUUUAGUUUCUCCAUACAGGAGACUCUGUGAAGGUGUCCCACCAAAACAGACUUUUCUAUUUCCUAUUUAUUAUCUGCGUCAUUCCACUAAAUUGAUUUUAUUCCCUUACAUGUUAUUACCGACAUCUGCGACAUCAAAUAUAUGCGCCGUAAUGACGUUGCUGCGUUCAAUGCUUAUUUUUCCAGUUGUAUAAGAUGCACAUCUAGAAACCAGAAGUAAUUAGAAUUUAAACGUUUUUCAAAACUUGAACCAUAAAUUGAAAACCAAAGACUAAGAGGAAUCAUUUUCUGAGGUGCCUGCUGGUUUACUGCAUGCCUGUAGAAGAAAAUAAGGAAUGUUUCCACUUUGUCUACCUUCUCGAUCAAAUUCCAGCUCUUGUUUGGAGGAACAGCAUGCUUGUGCUGCUUGAGCAGGCCGCAGAUGUUGAUAAUCCGUCGGCGGGAGGACGCGGGUGUCUGUUCUCUUUCGUUUCUGUCUUCCAUCAUCCUCAAACCAGUGUUUCAGGAAAAUUGAAGCUUAUCUUGAAAUUUUACUUUAAAUUAUGAUUAUUGUUGCUGUAGUUAAUUUGAUGUUUGUAUUUUUUUUUCUUCGUUGAAUUGCUGCUGUUUUUAUCUCUGAGAGCACUGUUUGUAUUCCAGAUGGUUUUUCUUUUGUUUCGUUUUGUUUUCUGCUGAUGUUGGGGACAGUCAUGUGAUCAGGGGACCAUCACUCACCUCUAUCUGGACCAACAUCUGGAUUCAGCCUCUGAUCCGUUCCUGUUGAUCAUUCUCUUAUUACUGUAGUACAUCUGUGUUGUAAACAACACGGUCCGCCCGUUGCUCACCUUCCUUCUCAGCUCUGAUACUCUAAUCUGUUUCUCUUUUAAUGACAGCAGUAAUCCCAGAGUGAGUCACAAACCCUGAAAUCUGUGAUCUGGAUUGUCUCACUACAUUAGAGGGCUGCGACGAGAUGAGCAAACAACAAACUUUCUCUGGAAGAGGCCACUACCUGUCUAGAUGGUUUCUGUCCUUAUUGCACCUCAGGGUUUGUUGGCUUUUGUGGACAUUUUUCAUCAAUUAGCUUUUUGAAAAUCUUUACCCUUUUGGAGGUUUUGAGAUGCUGACAUUGGCAGCGCCUGGUAAAUAUGUGCAAAAAGCCUUCAUUACAAUAGUUCAUUACAAUCGCAUAUUUAUUCAGAUGGGAAAAAACCCAUGUGUAGAAAUAAUUGUACCAGAAACUGUGGAUCUAAAUUUUUUUCUAGAUCUGUUGGUGAACCACUCCCGUUUAUCAGAUUUUUAGGGAAAAUCUUAUAUUUUAAAGAUCUCAUGCUGUACGCGCUCUAACAGUCCACUGGGCUUUUUAGAAGAGAAACAGACUCAAAGCAUCACAGAUCCUCCACCGUGCUUUACAGUGGAAAUCAGAGGCUGUUUCACAAUUUCACUUUGUUUUAAGCCAGACCAAUGUGGAGUUUUCUGACCAAAAUGCAGUUUAGCAAACUGUAAGUUGACACAAUAUCCUAUUUAUCCCCCAAGAAAACUGCAUAAAAAAUUUAUUUAAUUUAUUUCUAAGAGAAAUUGGAGGAUCAAUACAUCAGGCACCAGUGGCUUUGUUCAAAAUAAUUAAGUUUUUUUUUCCCUGACUGAAUAUUUUCAGUGUGAUAUGUAAUAUCAUAUUACAUUAUUUUAAGGCUUUUUACACGUCUUUACAAGGGGUGCCAAAAACUGUGGCCCGCACUAUAAAUGAUUAUUAAAAAUACAGCCAAGAAUUGAGAUUCCCAUGAUCCUAAACAAAGAAAACGACUAAAAACAAGAUGAUUCACGUGUGCAGCUCACGUUUACAGAUUGAACAUUUGACAGUCUGAAUUCGACACCUAAUGUCAAACGAAUAAAAGAUGAUCUUGGGGUUUAUUGUAAUAACAAACCAAAUACAUGUUUAUGUCCACAGGAGAUGUGGUGGAUUUUUCCCAAAACAUCAGGAUCGGACAGAAAUGUUCAAAUGCGCUCAAACAAAACCGCGUUGUGAAUGACGUAGCAUCUGCAGAUCUAAUCUCAUAUAACAGUGAACGCUGCAUUAAUAGGAUUUAAGAAGUGGCAUUCUUUUGUUUUAAGUUGAGCUCUGCAGGAAUAUGUUGGAAGGGAAAAUCUUUUGUGAAGACAUUACGAGCUGAAAUAAUUUACCAAUGAUGAAAUCGAGGCUCAGUCCAAAUUUUACCAUUAAAUAUGAAAUUUUGCACAGAAACUGUGAUAUUGAGGAUGGAAAGUGAGUCAGCUCCACCAGUGCUUCAAUUGUGCCAAAACAUGUCCUCUGAAACAAUAAAGGGAAGUGUGGGAGUUGGUGAUUGAAGCUGAGGAGCUGGUUGAGCGUCGGGCACAGAAGCCCGGUGGAUAUUUCCUGCACAUCGCAUUAUCAUUUAAAAUUGCAUUGUUUCUAUCGCUUAUUAGUAGAUUAAAACAAAGAAAAAGGGAGCAAUUGAGACUUUUUACCGUGACUGAAGGAUCAUUGACUAAAUCAGGCAUUGAAAUGCAAUUUACUGAUUUUUUUGGACCACUGGUGAACACUGUAAACUACAAAAAUUACAAAAAAAA